Messenger RNA from Sphenostylis stenocarpa, 411 nucleotides. Lineage: Eukaryota; Viridiplantae; Streptophyta; Magnoliopsida; Fabales; Fabaceae. The record is from the annotation of a GenBank genome assembly.
AUGCUCAACCUCUCUUACAACCCCUUCUUCCCGGGUCGGAUCCCUCCAGAGCUUGGGAACCUUACAAACCUCGAGGUUCUCUGGCUUACCCAAUGCAACCUCGUUGGCGUCAUUCCAACUUCUCUCGGGAACCUCAACAAACUGCAGGACCUCGACCUCGCGCUCCUUCAACGGACACACAUCGGCAUCAAACGACGUCCGAAAAAGGAAAGGAAAGCUUCUCGGGGGUCCCAGAACGCAAAAGCUGGCCAAGACAGGUUGGGACAGCCGUCCCAAACUGGGACAGCCGUCCCAAACACCAAAAGCCAAGUGAGACGCACGUAUCACCUUUGGGACGCACGUCCCAAGCCACAAAUUUCAAAUGGGACGGCCGUCUCAAACCCAACAGGCCGUCCCAGCUUGGCUCAGUGA